Messenger RNA from Pyricularia grisea, 1766 nucleotides. RefSeq lists its product as uncharacterized. The record is from RefSeq and is a predicted model, not a curated record. The transcript is spliced from 5 exons. NCBI's taxonomy places the organism in Eukaryota, Fungi, Ascomycota, Sordariomycetes, Magnaporthales, Pyriculariaceae. Gene Ontology annotation, molecular function: AMP kinase activity; ATP binding. Gene Ontology annotation, cellular component: mitochondrion; cytoplasm. Gene Ontology annotation, biological process: ADP biosynthetic process. The coding region runs from base 166 to 996 and encodes 276 amino acids.
CUCCAUCCAAUCAGGAUUUCAUCCAGCUUCUUAUUCCCGCGAAAUCGCUUCAAAAAUUCCCGCCCUUCCCAGUCUCUAACUUUCUCUACCAUCAAAAUUCCAAACUUUUUCGGCGCUCCUCGUCCAUUUUUCUGCAAACUUUAGACUAGACAAAAACCAGCCAAGAUGGGUGCCAUGGAAGAUCAAUUGCAGCGCCUCGGUAGCGUCCUCGACUCUCUCGAUGCUCGCGUAAAGAAGCUUGAGCAACAUCCUACCCUUGGCGGCGGCUCCAGCACGGCGCAAGAGAUUCGCGUGAUCCUUAUAGGUCCUCCCGGUGCUGGCAAGGGUACCCAGGCCCCCAAGAUCAAAGAAAAGUUUAGCUGCUGUCAUCUGGCCACCGGUGACAUGCUCCGCUCCCAAGUCGCCAAGAAGACUCCCCUCGGCCGCGAAGCCAAGAAGAUCAUGGACCAAGGUGGUCUUGUCAGCGAUGAUAUCGUCAUUGGCAUGAUCAAGGAAGAGCUAGACACCAACGUUGAGUGCAAGGGAGGAUUCAUCCUCGAUGGCUUCCCCAGGACUGUGCCGCAAGCCCAGUCUCUCGACGCCAUGCUGCAGCAGCGCAACCAGAAGCUCCAGCACGCUGUUGAGCUCCAGAUCGACGACGCCCUGCUUGUGGCCCGCAUUACUGGUCGCCUGGUGCACCCUGCCUCGGGCCGCUCUUACCACACCACCUUCAACCCUCCCAAGAAGCCCAUGACUGAUGACGUGACCGGCGAGCCGCUGAUCCAGCGCUCCGACGACAACGCCGACGCGCUCAAGAAGCGCCUCGCAACCUACCACUCUCAGACGGCCCCCGUCGUCGACUACUACCGCAAGACGGGCAUCUGGAAGCCCAUCGACGCCUCCCAAGAGCCCGGCGCCGUCUGGAAGAGCCUGCUCAACAUCUUUGAUGGCGACUCCAAGAAGGCAAGCUCCGCAGGUGGCGGCAUCCUUGACAAACUUGCCGCCUCGGGCCGUUAAGGGGACCGUACCGGAUGGGAUAGGAGUGAAUGGUCAGCAGUGGUGUGCAGCAACAGCAGCAUAAUGUGUAAUGCCUUUGGGUGCUACUUGGGGCUGUGGCAGACUGUUUAAAGCAAAUUAGGUUAUUGCUACGUUGACUUUCGGGUUGUUCUGGAUAAGAGAAGUGUAAUUGAGGCUGUCGGGAAAGAGGGGAUAUGUCAGGGGCGGCGCAAAGAGUGCAGCCAUUUGUCCACUGGUAAAACGGGGGACUUUUAAAUACUGUAACAAUCAUCUCUGCUUGGGUGGUCUUUUCUUUCUUUUCUUUCAGUUUCCCCAACCUUAUUGUCAUACACCAUUCAUACCUUGUUGUUGGGUUGUAUCCAUAUUUGUUUUCGUUUUAUCAUGUUUGUCUUUUUUUUUUCUCAUAGUUGGGCAUUGGGCACGACGUCAACGAGGUGUACAUGCGCUUUUUGCCUGUUUGUUUUCUUCUUCUCCGCUACAGUGAAUCUUGGGAAAUGGGGGUGGCGCCAAUUUGAACGACAAAAGCAAAACGCAAUGCAUAGAAGGAAAGGGGAAAGUAAGGGGAGGCAGUCAAUGAUGGCAAUGUGAUUCACAUGUUCUCGGGGGGGUUUUUUUUAUACUUGGUCUUCUCCUUUACGUCUAUCUCCAAAAGCGUCUUGUCGCUUUUUUGAGGGUCAAGGAGAAAUUUUGAAAAAGAAAAAAAAAACCCCAAGUAAUAAUUCCUACAUUCCCAAAAUCUUGAAAUCUUGCUGUACAGCGGGAAGUUUACG